CUUAUAACAAUUGCCGGGAAAAAACAUCAUCGAAUGUCAUUUUAUUCGUCGACAUAAAAUUUUGAUUUCUCCGUUUUUACUACCGAAUUUCCUCGACUUACAGAAGGACGGGGGCUUUCUGUUGCUCGUGUUGUUUUGACUCACCUAUGUUACUAAACACUAUUGGUAACCAGUAUAUCGGGUUCUAUCUUCGCUAUUGUUAAAAGCACUAACCCAGUCCUCCACAUCAUCAUGAAACCUACACCCAGCUCAACACCGGGGCCCAGCUCAAACUCGGGAAUAAUUCUGGACAUACCAGAUCAAGGACCCGAAGACCUCCUGGAAGCGCAAAAUACGGCUCGAGUAUGGCUGCAGCGUGGUUACUCUUCGUUGGAGAAUAUAAUUGAGGACCUGCAUGACUAUUUUUCGCUUGAUGCGGAUAACAACCCAAACCCUUCAAUCGGCAGAUUUGCCGAAUAUCUCCUCCAUGACAGACUCCAAGAGCAAGCAGGCUGGCUGGAUGAUGAACAGGCUGAUAUGGAAAAGCUCAUCGAGGCAUAUAAAACCCUUGAAAAGGAGGGAAUCGUAGCCAGAGCAAAUUUUACAUGUUGUGGCACCUGUGGGAAUGCCGAAAUCGGUGGAGAGGCCGAGAAUGGGCAGGUCGGGUACUGCUACUUCCACGAGCAGGACACGGACAGAUGUAUCGAAUGGGGUGGGCUCUGCCUCCGGUACGGUGUGAUUGGGGACGACUAUAAUGAUAAGGAGAAAAGGAUGGCUAUGGGCAAUCGUGUCGCUAAGGUUCUUGAAGACUCAGGACUAGAAGUGGAAUGGGAUAGGAACCCAGAAAGGGUAAUAGAUCUUCCAAAUUUCAAGUGGCAGGUCAGGUUAUAUGAAGGAGCCAGAGUCGAGGAUGAAGAAAGUGGCGACAAAGACGCGGAUGACAUUGGGAUACCCCUAAAGGUUAACAUUCGAGAAGCGGUGAAUUAAGAAGGGAUGGUGGUUAUGAUUGCCCAGGGUGCGUAACAUUACUGUCUCGGGUUCGGCUAUAUACUUUAUUGCUUGGCUUCCCCCCCUUGUCUGCAUGUUGACAAAAUCAUCUAGCAUUUUCUGAUCAGACGUGGGAUAAUAUGAAUCAUAAUAUGAUUAGCCUUUGAAAUACAAGAAAUCAGAGCAUUAACUUGGCAGAAUCGGUAGUCGGAAGAACGAGACCAUCCAGUGAUACUCGUAUAUGCGAGCCACGUGUCAUAGCGUCGCGACUGUAGCUGAUGUGAUAAUGAUUUACCUGCUAAGCUAUGACCUUCGUACGUAUUUAAACUCCAUGCGGACUAUCUACACAGAAGCCGUGGGCUUCCGGUUGGCAAUCACAAAUUUAUGUUCAUAUUGUCUUUUUGCAACCUUGAUCUUGCAUUUACCAGAAUUUACAGGUACGAUGACG
This is a messenger RNA of Talaromyces proteolyticus, 1414 nucleotides long. RefSeq lists its product as uncharacterized. The transcript has a single exon. NCBI's taxonomy places the organism in Eukaryota, Fungi, Ascomycota, Eurotiomycetes, Eurotiales, Trichocomaceae. The coding region runs from base 232 to 966 and encodes 244 amino acids. The record is from RefSeq and is a predicted model, not a curated record.